Micropterus dolomieu (smallmouth bass) is the source of this 1575-nucleotide messenger RNA. Its product is annotated as extracellular calcium-sensing receptor-like. Gene Ontology annotation, molecular function: G protein-coupled receptor activity. Gene Ontology annotation, biological process: G protein-coupled receptor signaling pathway. The record is from RefSeq and is a predicted model, not a curated record. The coding region runs from base 1 to 1575 and encodes 524 amino acids. Gene Ontology annotation, cellular component: membrane. Lineage: Eukaryota; Metazoa; Chordata; Actinopteri; Centrarchiformes; Centrarchidae. The transcript has 5 exons.
AUGGCUUCUGGUUCGCUGGGUUUUGCUGUGCAAAAGGCCAAUAUCAGCGGCCUGGCUGAUUUUUUAAUCAAAGAUUUCUGGGAGACAGAGUUUAGGUGCAAGGAGACAAACAGAUACUCCAUGACAGAAACAUCAAAUUGCAAAGAAAACCAGGAUCUAAUUGAGCUUAAAGAUUAUAAUGAUGAUGUGGAAGAGCUGAGAUACACCAGUAACAUCUACAAAGCCAUCUAUGCUGUGGCCCAUUCUCUGCAUAGCAUCUUAAAGUGCUCCAAAAGCCAGGGGUGUGACAAGACUGUAAACAUUACUCACUGGCAGGUGUUGGAGUCUUUGAAGCAGGUGAAUUUCACCAUUAAGAAUGGGGACCAGGUGUGGUUUGACAGCACUGGAGCAGCAGUGGCUCGGUAUGAGGUUGUGAACUGGCAGCAUGGAUCAGAUGGCUCAGUCCAGUUUAAACCUGUCGGCUACUAUGAUGCCUCCCUACCUACUGGACAGAAGUUUGUCCUCAAGACUGAAGCCAUAAUGUGGCCUAAUGGACAGACAGAGUUGCCUGUGUCAGUGUGCAGUGAGAGCUGUCGUCCAGGAACUUAUAAAGUCCUUCAGAAAGGAAAGCCAGUCUGCUGCUAUGACUGUACACCGUGUGCAGAAGGAGAAAUCAGCAACAGGACAGAUUCUAAUGACUGCAAAAAGUGUCCUGACGAGUAUUGGUCCAAUCAAAACAGAGAUGCAUGUGUACUGAAAAAUGUCGAGUUCCUCUACUUCACUGAGGCAAUGGGUAUAAUAUUUGUAUUUUUCACUUUGUUUGGUGUGCUCCUUACUUUAAUUGUGGCCACUAUAUUCUUUAUCAAUAAGGACACUCCUUUGGUGAAGGCCAACAACUCUGAACUGAGCUUCCUGCUGCUCUUCUCCUUGACUUUGUGUUUCCUGUGUUCUCUGACCUUUAUAGGUCAGCCCUCUGAGUGGUCCUGCAUGCUGCGACACACAGCAUUCGGGAUCACCUUUGUCCUCUGUAUCUCUUGUGUUCUUGGGAAAACAAUAGUGGUGUUAAUGGCCUUUAAUGCGACACUCCCAGACAGUAAUGUGAUGAAAUGGUUGGGUCCCACACAGCAGAGGCUCAGUGUUGUGGCUUUUACCCUCGUACAAGUUUUAAUUUGCAUUCUUUGGCUGAGAAUCAGCCCUCCCUAUCCCUUUAAAAAUAUGAAACACUAUAAAGAGAAGAUUAUACUUGAGUGCAACGUUGGUUCAGAUGUAGGGUUCUGGGCUGUGUUAGGAUACAUAGGACUUCUAGCUGUCCUUUGUUUUGUACUUGCUUUUUUGGCACGAAAGUUACCUGAUAAUUUCAAUGAAGCUAAAUUUAUCACCUUCAGCAUGCUGAUGUUUUGUGCAGUCUGGAUCACCUUUAUCCCAGCAUAUUUUAGCUCUCCUGGGAAGUUCACUGUAGCUGUGGAGAUAUUUGCUAUGUUAGCCUCCAGUUAUGGGCUACUUAUCUGUAUAUUUGCACCAAAAUGUUUUAUUAUUGUACACAAACCUGAACUGAACACAAAGAAAUAUCUGAUGGGGAAAACACAAUCUGAUUAA